Acyrthosiphon pisum (pea aphid) is the source of this 924-nucleotide messenger RNA. RefSeq lists its product as uncharacterized. The transcript has a single exon. The coding region runs from base 1 to 924 and encodes 307 amino acids. The record is from RefSeq and is a predicted model, not a curated record. NCBI's taxonomy places the organism in Eukaryota, Metazoa, Arthropoda, Insecta, Hemiptera, Aphididae. Gene Ontology annotation, molecular function: protein binding.
AUGGCAACUGCAGGUGACGGUAAUUCACCUAUGGAUUCUAACGACACCCCGAGAGCCAUCGCGAUGCCGUUCACAUUGAGCAAACUUGCUUACUUCGCGUGUGACCCCGAGUCGCGUGAAUUAUAUAAUACGAAGAGCUUCGGAUUGAGGGUCGAUUUGAAGGAAUGCUGCACAUUUCUGAUGGCACCCAGCGAUAGACGGCGGGUCUUGAGACGAGAAUGUUAUGAUUUAUCAGACGUGUGCUCUAUAGCCUCCUUCAACGGGCACCUUGACUGCCUGCAACAGGCGCAUGUAGCGGGCAUUCCGUGGGACUGGCGCACGACCGAGGUGGCCUGCCGAUCCGGGAACAUUGAAUGCUUAAUGUAUGUGCAUACUAACGGUUGCGAGACGGGCGGCUACGUUUCCGUGCUGGCCGCGGCCUGCGCUGGCAAAAUACAAACCCUGGAAUAUUGUUGGAACCACGGGUUCAAGUUCCCGCGAAACCUGUGCACGUUGAUCGCGCGGUUCGGCAGCAUUGAGUCCUUGCGUUACAUAAGGGCGUUAGGCUUCAGUUGGGACGUCUCAACAACCGCAGCGGCCGCGCGUUUCAACCAACUGGAAUUCCUAAAGUACCUGCACCAACAUGACUGCCCCUGGGACGCUACAACGUGCUACUAUGCAGCACAGCACGGCAACUUAGAGUGCCUUAAAUAUGCGCAUGAAAAUGACUGUGAAUGGGAUAUGCGCACGUGCCACGGCGCCGCGCAGUUCGGCUAUAUAGAAUGCCUGAAAUACGCUCACACCAACGGGUGCGAGUGGAACAUUCUCACUACUAUGAUGGCGGCCAUCAACAAACAACAUCACUGCUUCAGUUACGCAUUACAGAAUGGAUGUCCCUGGCCGGACUGGUUGACUUGGGAACGCAUAUCUGAGAAUAAGUUAUGA